GUCCGGGUCGGGGUCCUGACGGGGUGGCGGGGUCCUGGCGGCGCCAUGUUGCAGCAGUCCCUUGUUGUUCUGUGGAUGUGAAUGAGGAGCCGGGAGGGAGACGCAGGACAGGCCCGGGCCGCCGCUCCGACACCCGCCGACCGCCACACCAGGACUGAGAGCUUGUGGUGACGAGACAACAUUGAAAGUGCCCACGACCAGCUUGAAGGGGACCGUUGAAGUAAAACAAUGUCUGGAAUUGCAUUGAGUCGACUUGCACAAGAAAGAAAAGCUUGGAGAAAAGACCACCCUUUUGGCUUUGUUGCAGUACCCACAAAGAAUCCGGAUGGUACUUUAAACUUAAUGAACUGGGAAUGUGCUAUUCCAGGGAAAAAGGCAACGCCGUGGGAAGGUGGGCAGUAUAAGCUUCGAAUGCUGUUUAAGGAUGACUACCCCUCAUCGCCACCAAAGUGUAAAUUUGAGCCGCCAAUAUUCCACCCAAAUGUCUACCCCUCUGGUACGGUGUGUCUAUCCAUUCUGGAGGAGGAUAAGGAUUGGAGGCCAGCCAUCACCAUCAAGCAGAUAUUACUAGGAAUUCAAGAACUUCUUAACGAGCCAAACAUUCAAGACCCAGCACAAGCAGAAGCAUACACAAUCUACUGCCAGAACAGAGUAGAGUAUGAAAAACGAGUGCGAGCACAGGCCAAGAAAUUCGCUCCAACAUAAAAACCAAGCAACAAAAGGAAAUGGAUUUCUGACUGUCGGCUAAGAAAAGAAGGCACGUUAUUCACAUUUAGCAAGUUCCUGUUACAAGCAAUUGGGAAUCUUUGGGGAAAAUAAAUGCAUCAUUACUUGGACAGUUCUAGUUCACACAAAAAAAAAGAGGCAAAUCAUCUCGGCACGAAACUCGCUGUGUUUCCGUGGCGGCUGUAUUAAAAUGUUUUAAUUUAUAUUUUUUAAAAAAUGCCCUAAUGCUCGAUGGGUCAAUUGGCCUUCAGUGUAGCCAGAAGUUCAGACUUCUAUUUAAUGUUGGCUGACUAGAAAAUGCAGUUGGGUUUUUUUUCCAGCUUUCAUCCACUAUGGUUUUCAGGCCUAUUUCUAAGCAUCUCUUAAGUUGUCAAGCUUCCAGGACUGUUCAUCAAGAGGAAGAUUUUACAAGAAGAAAGUGAGAACUAUUACAUCUAUUUGCAUACCAUGAUCUGCAUUUUACUCUUAAUGCCAAGGCUUUCUUAAAUCCACCAUGGCCCUUUAAAAGAGACUUGGAAGUCCUGUAAUAAAUGGUGUAUUUUUAAAAAUAUGCUGUUAAUAAAAUGUUCUUUCUAUCUACCCAUUCUCCAAAACAUAUCCCUUCCCUGCCCGAAUGUGAAUGUAACAAAUGUGGGUCAUUGCCCUUUUUUUUAAAACAUCUCUGCUUUACCACAGUUUGUUGUCUUCUUUGAAAAGAGCAAUGGGUCAUCCUCAGUAGUUCAUUUUUGGUUCUGUCAGAGAAGCUGAGUAGAUGCACCCAGCCUGCUGCGUGGUAUAUUGCUUAUGGCCUUUUAUUUAUAUAUAUUAUGUAUAUAAAAUAAUUGGUUACUCUCUAAAAAUGGUUGUUUGGCACAUGUGAGUUGUUUGGCCACAUGUACCUGCAUGGGUGCGCUCGUCACCUCUCGUUUUAUUUUAGAUUUACUCCCACUGCUCCUGUAGUUUGGAGUAAUGUAAUACCAUCUUUCUCUCUGAAAAGUGUAAGUGCACGUGCCACAGUUUUAAAAAUCUGGGAAAAAAAAGUGGAAUAAAGAUACCUUGUGAAAUCUUAGUGCAGGUUAGUGGGUUUUGCAAAGGAUUUGUUUAAGUAAUUGGGAUUUAUUUAGAUCAAAAGCCUAACCACAUAGAAAAGUGCAUGUUUAAGAUCGGAAUUUAGAUUUUUGUAUUUAACUUCGAAGAAGGGAUUUUGCAACUGCCCCUACUUUUUUUCAUGUAUUAGUAGUGAGAGAAUCCACAGUAAUUGUUUUAAGCAAUUAUAACUUUAUCUGCCCCUGCAAUUAUUGCAGAGAAGGUGUUUUAUUUUUUUAAUGUUUCUAAUUUAAUUGGAUGUGGCUAUUCUCAUAAUCCACUUCAUGAGAGUUUUGUGAGUGAACCUGAUUCUGGCUUUGCAUGCAAAGACAAUGACGAGUCCUCAGCCUCGCAUCGGAUUUCUGUGCAGACUAAUGGUGGGUCUUUAGUUGCAUUGUGCAGCAUUAUCUGCUGUUUUCUGGAAGGUAGUGUUUGAUCAGAGAAUUGAAGUAAGUUGUAACUUCUGGGAGGGUGGGGAAUUGGAAGAAAGAAUUUAGUGAAUUGUCAUGCAUACAGAAGUUAUGUAAAAUCUGAACUGUUGCUGCAGUUGGGUCACCUUGUUUAGAAAAUCAGAUCGUUUGGUGAGAUCCUGUUGUCAGUUAGAGAGCUUGUACUCAUUGGGGCCUUUCAAGCUUAAGCCUAAAACCUGAAACUUGGUAGACAGUUUCUCACUUGUGAGAUGCAACUUUUUACAUUAGUGGCAUGGUAAAUGAAUCUGGGGUAAAUGAAUCUGGAGCAAUUGUGUGAGAUUGGUGUAGCACUCGGUGAUGCAGAUUAAACUGGUAAAAGUCUUUAGACUGACAAUAAAUUUAAUACUACUUCUAAAAAUACUGUUUUACUGAUUCCACAAAAACACCUACUUGGUGUUGCUUCUCUGGGAAAUGUACCUUGGGUAAUAUUACCAUGCAUUUAAAGUGAUCUGUUUUGAUAGUAGGUGCCUGAUCCCAGUGCCCAUCCAGCUUCGUGCAGUAUAUGACUUCUGGGUUUGAGCUCUGAAGCCCUCUAGUAUUCAGAUUAAUAAUUAAUCUGCAAUGACUUGAGUAUUAAAGCUAGCCUGGUGUAACUGUUCUAUUUAAAUUUUGGAGUUCUUGAUCUGGUUUGCUAGAUCACGAUUUCUGCAAGUUAGUAUGUUGAUUUGAGGGAAAUAAGUCAUUCUUUGCGUAAGUGUUUUGCAGGAAAGGCUGACAAAGCUACAGCCUGUGUAGCAAGGAGCAAUAUGCUGCUGUUUCAUUCUGAAAAACUGCCUCUAGUUUUGAAAAGGACUUGAGUAAAAUAUAAAACAUCCAUUUUUUUUCUUGAGAUCCUGUUUGAUAACACUACCUGUUCUACAUCUGACACUGCAGGCAUGUGAAUUAAGUUAGCGACUAUUCCACAAACUUUGACACAAUGACAGUUUCCUCCUCAAAUAUUACAUCAAUUUAAUACACCUGUUGCCACUGUAUCUUAAGCUGAGUUGAUGUGGGUUGCAUGGUGGUUACAGGAAUCUAGAAUUGCUUGCAGCUAAUGUGCUAGAUACGAAGGCCGUAGCUUUGUUUCGUUGUGCAUGGAGUGCUUCACCAGGCGGUGUGAGUGAAUUGGUCUAGUCUUUGUGUGAAAUAAACUGAUUACACCUUACUGAAUAGAGAAUUCUGUUUAGGAGAGGGUUUCUGGGGAUGGAACAAGCCCCAAUUGUGCAGUAAUAAACAUAAGGUUGUCCAGUAUUUUGCUUCAUUUUAAUUCCUUGAAUGUAGUAUGAAUACCCUGAGCCAAAGGAUACAGUUUAAAUUCCAUUCUUAGCAGUGCAGUUAUCUGCUCCCAAAUCAUAUUCCACUGCUCCUCACGUUUUCUUUAUAUACAUUCCAUAGGAAGCAUUGAUUGCUGAUUUUGUUGGUACUACCAAUUUGGUUAUGUGAAAGAUGAGUGAUAAUACAAUGUCUUGUGUGACAACUUGCUUAAAAUUCUUGGGUAUUGCCUUUCAAAUUUUACAAAUAUGAAUUGGACUACUGCAGCAGCAUGACUGAAUUCCUAAGGUGUCCUUGAAACUUGAUGGGAAGCAAGUGCCCAUAGGAAAAGUGUCACUUUCAUUCAUGAAGAAAGACUUUGGACAGGCCUAACAGGCAUUUCACACUUGAAGUCAGUCACCAGUGUUAUAUCCUUUUGUGUAAGGUUUCUUGUAUUUCCAUUUUGUACUGUGCUGAGCAUCAAGUAAUAAUGUAUGUAAACUAAUGUUCAUCAAGAAGGCUGUGCUGUUUCCUUAGAUUUCAGCUAGCAACAUAUUUCUGUCCGCAGUCCAGUUUCGAACAGUUGGUUGCCUCGGGAACCUGUGGAAUUGUGAGUUAAGGAUGUUCUCUAUUUGUUACUGGCCGGAUUUGUAAUUAUUUGGCACAGUAGUGCAUUCACAUGUACAGAGUUGAGAAGUGAGAUUUUGUGGUAUAAUUUGAACAUGCUGAUUGCAUGAAGGAAAAGGGAACUUGAGCGCUUUUUAAAAAGUGUAUUUAUGGAACUUUUUUUUCAAUUGGAAAUUCUGAUGUAAGGAACUUACCUAAUAACAUUGCAUUUAAAAAUUAUGGGGAAUCUUUUUUCAAAAAAAACACAAAACAACUGGCUUUGGGGGUGAGGGCUGAUCACCACGGCUCACCUUCUCCUUGUAUUGAUUAAAAUAUAAUUUGACGUGAACUUCCUUAAUUGUGCAUCUAUUCCAAUUGGCCCAGAACAGGCACUUGCUAAAGAAAUAAAAAAAAAAGAAAACUCCCUUGGAAUACUGGUGCAUUCAUUUCUUUGUUUAUAUUUUUUGAUGGAUAAAGCAAGAAAAAUAAAAUAAAAAAAAAUCUUAAACCAGUAUUCCAGGGUAGUGCUGUAAACUUGUACAAUACUUUUAUAUCUUUUUUUUUCACAGUCCAUUGGAUUUUGAGUAUGAAAUUGGCAUGUCUUUAGAAUACAUGCUAAUUUUAAUGUCCCCCAACCUUGCCUCCCUGGGAAAAGAAACAAAAUCAAAAAAAAUUAUAUUGAUGGUUGUAAUGGUUGCCUAUUGCAUGGCUGCGUGUGGUUGGGAUUCCAGUGUUUCUGUGUCUUAAAUAUUUCACCUUGCUCACCAUAUUAAAACCAGAGAACCUUGAAACUGGCAAUUGCAUGACCAGCUCCAUCUUUGGUCCUUUCCUGUGCUCAAGAUGUCAUGAUAUUGGAUGAACCCGCAAAGUUUAAUUCAAACAAUCAAGUUCCCUUGCAUUCCCUAAUAACCAUCAGUAUUUGUUUCUGCAUCUCUUAAGUUGGAAUUUGUGAUAUUUUAAUAAAGUUCUUGAGCUAUGCCAUUCUUUUCGGGUUAAGCUCUGCAACAAGAACCAACUCUUGGGGUAAAAAAUUAAAAUAAAAUUCUAUGGGUUAUGUAUGAAAUUCCAAAUCUGUAGUAAAGAUUUUAUAGAUUUGCGUAACUGCCUGAAGUUCUAAAUUUUAAUUUAAAAAAAAGCAGGUUUGUGCCUGGGUGCUACCUGUCCUCUUAUUUCCUUACUAAGUGAUAUGCAUUCAGAAUGACAUGACUGGUGUGUCUUUAUCAUUUGACCAUGAAGUGAUCCAAACUUGUAGAGGCUGUUUUUAAAAAUAACUGAGUACCAGUUAACCUGCUUUGAGUUGUCUCAGUGCUACAACAUUAGAUGCUGCAGUUACUUGAUACCUUGAUCAUAGUUUUUUUAAAAAAUCUGGCAAAGUACUGAUGUAAUCUUGGCCAAAUAUCUUUUUGGGCACAAAAGUGAUUUUCAUCCUUUUGUUUUUAAAAUGUGGGUCCACUGUGUAGUUGAAAUCCCAUAUCAAAAACUAGCUGAUCAGUUGGUAAUCCACUGCCCUCUCUUACUUGGGUUUUCAUUGUCAUGUGAGAUAAAAGAUUGUAACUUUCGCACACUAAGGUGUCAGGAAAAGCAGGUUAAGUUUGCUUCAGCAAAUAACCUCGAUCUGAUGUGCACAUUGCUUCACGGUUAAAACAACCUAACAGAAUUGGAGACACAAUUGAUCUUUUGCUGGAUUAGUUUUAUCCAGGCCAUUGCUUAUUUUCAAGCCAACACUCUGGAAAUCUGUAUCAUUCUGUAAUCUUAAUGCAAUAUGGUGACAUGUGAGACAUUACUGACCUAGAAUCUGCUGCCUUCCCAAGCACACUUCCAAAGGCCAUGUUUGCUCUCCUUACCUCUUGCUUGCCCGAAAAAGUGAAAUUGUAAUAUUGAAAAAGCAGCUCGGACAGCAAGAAAAUGCGCUUGUUUAAAAUAAAUUUCUAAUGAAUGGAAAGUUUAAACGUGAAGAAAUCAUUCCAUUGUUGAGGCUUUAAGCUGCCUCUGAGCACCAUGUACCAUUGCAGCACACACCAUUUCAAUCACUGAUACCUCUGUUUGUAUGCUGUUUGUUAAUGUAUUUGUGUUUAGAAAAAGAAAUUAAAAAGCAAAAAGUAAA
Messenger RNA from Pristis pectinata (smalltooth sawfish), 6201 nucleotides. RefSeq names its product SUMO-conjugating enzyme UBC9. Gene Ontology annotation, molecular function: SUMO conjugating enzyme activity. The transcript is spliced from 8 exons. Gene Ontology annotation, biological process: protein sumoylation. Bases 229 to 705 code for a protein of 158 amino acids. The record is from RefSeq and is a predicted model, not a curated record. NCBI's taxonomy places the organism in Eukaryota, Metazoa, Chordata, Chondrichthyes, Rhinopristiformes, Pristidae. Gene Ontology annotation, cellular component: nucleus.